CAACACAAGCCACCAUUUGUUCACUUCCAUCAUAUCCCUUCUGACAUAAACUCAUGGCAACAGCCACUGCUCACAAGUGGCUCACAAACUUCACCAACAACACAAAAUGCAGCAAUAUCCUUGCACCUCCUAUUUCAAAGAGACAACAGCAGCAUCCCAUGUUUUUCACCUACAACUAUAGAUUCAUGUGUCAGGGAUGCUACCUUUCAAUGAACGGUUGCAGAGAAGGAGAAAACCAUGCAAGGAACCCAGUUGGGACCAUAGAAACUCGAACCUUGGCACCAGUUGCAUCACCUGCAAUGGCUAUGUAUAGUCUCAACAUGGCUAUUUCACAGUUGAAAUCAGAUUCUCCAUUUUGUACCUCGUCUGGUGUAGUAAGGGUGGAGGUUCCCAUUCAAGAGCAUGUUGAAGCCAUUGAUUGGCUUCAUUCUCAGAGUCACCUUCUCCUUCCUCGUUGCUUUUUCUCUGGUAGGGAACACAAUCCAUGCCAUGGAAACUUGGUCAGCGUUGCUGGUGUGGGUUCAGCUGUUUUCUUUUGCCAGUCUCAUCAAUUUUCCUAUUGGGAUUGGAUAUCUGUAAGGAGGUUUCUUUCUGAGAGAUGCCCAUUAAUUCGUGCAUAUGGAGCUAUCCGUUUCAAUGCAAAAUCUAAGGUGUCAUCAGAGUGGCGGGCUUUUGGUUCUUUCUACUUCAUGAUUCCUCAGGUUGAGUUUAAUGAGCUUGAAGGAGGAUCAAUGCUUACCACAACUAUUGCCUGGGAUAAUGCUCUUUCUUGGUCGUGGGAAAAUGCAAUCAAUGCACUCCAAGCAACACUUUGCAAGGUUUCUUCUUCCAUUGUGAAGUUUCCAAAACAAGCUCCUCCAACAUUAAUUUUAAGCAGCCAUAACAUUCCCAGUAAAGUAGAUUGGGAUCUAGCAGUUAAUAGAGCUUUGCAGAUGAUAGAGCAAAAUGACUCCUUACUGGCGAAGGUUGUGCUAGCUCGUAGCACUAGAGUAAUGCCUACUGCUGAUAUUGAUCCUCUUAGGUGGUUAGCUUGCUUGAAGGUUGAAGGUGGAAAUGCUUACCAGUUUUUCCUUCAGCCGCCUAAUGCACCGGCAUUUAUUGGAAACACACCAGAGCAACUAUUUCACAGAAAACGGCUCCACAUUAACAGUGAGGCCUUGGCUGGAACCCGCGCUAGAGGAGUGUCAGUAGCACUUGACCAUCAAAUUGAACUUGACUUACUUACCAGUCCAAAGGAUGACAUUGAGUUUACUAUAGUGAGAGAGACAAUAAGAAGAAAAUUAGAGCAGGCUGUAUGUGAAAAUGUUGUAAUCAAGCCAAAGAAAAUAAUCAGAAAACUUCCCAGGAUCCAGCAUUUAUUUGCUCAAUUAGUUGGAAGGUUAAGAAGUGAAGAAGAUGAGUUUGAAAUUUUGUCGUCACUUCACCCAAGUCCAGCAGUUUGUGGGUUCCCAACAAAAGAGGCACAACUUUUAAUUGCAGAGACAGGAGCAUCCAUGGGUCUUCUCAUCACGUGCCCAAACCACCUCAAUCUAUGUUCUCUCAUCUUCUCGGCUACCGAAGUAUUUGAUCGCGGGAUGUAUGCUGGACCUGUUGGCUGGUUUGGAGGAGGAGAGAGUGAGUUUGCCGUUGGCAUCAGGUCAGCAUUGGUGGAAAAGGAUCUAGGUGCAUUAAUAUAUGCUGGAACAGGGAUAGUGGAAGGAAGCUGUCCUUACUUGGAAUGGGAUGAGCUAGAACUCAAGAUAUCUCAGUUCACCAAGUUGCUCAAACUUGACUUGCCUCUGAGACAAGAAAGUAGACUGUAAAUGAGUUCCAUCAAUUGAUACGGUUAGCACCUUUAAUGACCACCAUCGAUGCAGAUAAACUUCUUUGAUGACCAUUCUUUUCAUUUAUAUGUUUCUAUGUAACAAAGGCAGAGCUUAAAAUUUUAGCUCAGGAAAGCAAGGAGUAAUUUUACAUUUUUUUAUGUAGUCAAAUACAAAAAGGUUUAUCUUAUAAAAGUAGCUCUUUUUUACAACAGGUUCACCGCGCCUGGUGUAACUCUUCUCCUUUAUCUUGACUUGGGACA
This is a messenger RNA of Gastrolobium bilobum, 2065 nucleotides long. Its product is annotated as isochorismate synthase, chloroplastic-like. Gene Ontology annotation, molecular function: isochorismate synthase activity. The record is from RefSeq and is a predicted model, not a curated record. Lineage: Eukaryota; Viridiplantae; Streptophyta; Magnoliopsida; Fabales; Fabaceae. The transcript has 15 exons. Gene Ontology annotation, cellular component: plastid. Gene Ontology annotation, biological process: phylloquinone biosynthetic process. The coding region runs from base 54 to 1802 and encodes 582 amino acids.